UAAACAACUUGCCAGUGAAGUUAGCAGGAGGAUACUGAGCCCAAAAGAAAGAAAAGGCUUCGUUAAAAAUAACUUUUUAUACACGUAUAUUUGCGAUUAUCCAGCCGCCGGGAUGUGAAGACCAUGGCAACGAUUAGUCGCGAGUCUUCGAAAGUCUCUGCAAGCGGAGCAUUCAUUUGGACAAGAUGAAAAUCCGUCCAGAACCCAGAGGCGGGGAGCAGAUCCAGUCCGCUGAGCUGAAAAAUGGGCGCAAGCGCUUCAAUUUCCUCCUGUAACAACUUAUCUUCAGUGAAAAUAACAAGACCCACCUCUAAAGUCUGCCCAGAACACAGCGUUUCUGGAGAACAACCACGGUGUGUCUUCGGUGUUACUUUGGAAAAACUAAAUGAGGAUGGGCAGAUGGUCAAUGGGAUACCGCUUGUCGUAAGAGACAUGGUGGAGUUCUUGGAAAAGUGUGGACUGCAAUGCAAGGGUCUGUUUCGCUUGUGUGGGUCGAUGAAACGUGUGAAGCGGCUGAGGGAACAGUUGGACCAGGGAGAGAGAGUGGACCUGGACCAAUUGGGGGACAUCACCAGUGUAGCUUCUCUACUCAAGCUCUUCCUGCGGGAAUUGCCCACUCCUUUAAUUCCUGAACCGUACCGCAGACAGAUGGUUCUCAGCCUAAAAGAGUACACAUGUGAGGAAGAGCUGAACCAGAGACUGGGAGAAACUCUUCGCGUCCUGCCUGAUUUCAACUUAAAUACUCUCACUUACCUCUCCCACUUCCUAGUAAAAGUGGCCUCCCAGAGUCAGUUCAACCAAAUGCCUGUGGAAAAUCUAGCUACCAUUUUUGGACCUUGUGUAUUUCAAAUUCCGGUAGGGCCCAGGAUCCUGGAGGAGCAGAGUGUGGCUAACACCCUGCUGCUCCACCUUCUCAGAUAUCAAGAAGAACUCCUUCCGUGCAAAGCAGAGAUCUUGAUGAACCCAUCCGCUACUUCUUCCUCGCCUCCUCCUCCUCCUCUCUCUGCUCUUUCACAUUUUGAGGUCCGACCCCACAGCUGUGACUUUGAGAAAAGCUGCAUGGACAGGUUGGAGGAAGAGAUCCCUUCAAUUUCUGGGAGCUUCAUUUCUGAACUAACUCUACAGAUGCGAUUACAACUCAGCAGACUGUUGCCAGUUUGUGAAAUCCGCUCUGACGUCAACACUGACAUUCAGGCGCUGACUGCAAACCGGGAGGUUCUGCGGGAAGGCAGGAUCACAACGGAAGCGGGCAGCGCUCCGUCCAAUCACGCUGACCUGCUGCCAGAGCGUCAGCCGUGGACCGCACAGCCUCUGAGCGCUCCGGGGGAACCUUCUGGAACGGCGCCUGCCGUGCAACGGAUUUUAUUUCAAACACCGCAGCCCAACACCAGAUCAGAGCUGAAACAGGAGGAAGUUUGCUCUUCUUCGGUUUCCAGCAGCAUCAGACAGAACUGGCCUCAGUCGGAUCUCUGGAUGUCGAGCGAAUCACAAAACGAAAUGCAAAUAAAGAGUCCGCACCCAGACAGAAAGCCUUGCCUACUGUGCUGUAUACAGUCCAAGACAGAAGAUGAAGGGACGGUGUCCCAGUAUGAGAAGAGCAGAGGAGGAGGAUGCUGUGGCCUCUCUGACAAAGAUAGCGACUGCAGAGCCUCAGACAGCUGCUAUGACACCCCUUCCCUCAAGCUACAAGCCCUGGACUCUAGACCCUCGUCAGACUCAUUAGACCCCUCGGCUCAGGAAAGCACGCCUGCGCAGCAGCAGCCAUUUCCCUCUGAAGGUCAUCGUUUGAACCAAACGCUGCCUCUGUCUGCGUCUCAGCAUCAGCUCAUGGUUGACUCAUCACGAGAAACACACCACUCACCUCCGUCUCUGUCAGAGUCUGGCUCCACUCUCUCCACCGACUCCGGUACGGAAGGACUUGUGAGAGAAGGCAGCUUGCCGAGCCCACCGCUCCCUCACUUGAGCCCACUCCUAUCUCGUUUUACCCCCGGUGAUUGCCCCGUCCCCUCGCCGCGCUGCCCGAGCCUCAGCCACAGCCUGCGGUACAACCUGGACCCCGACACGGCACCGUCGCCGCCCUGCUCGCAGCACAUACGCAUGGCUCGCUGCAGCGUCCCUGCAGCGCAAGAAGACGGUUCUGUGUCCGCGUCGGCGCUCAACAGACACAUUCACACACUCAGGAAGAAGAUCAGGCGAUUUGAGGAGCGAUUUGAACAAGAGAGGCACUACAAGCCAGCACAUAAUGACAAGACUUCUCAUCCAGAAGUGGCCAAACUGAUGAAGGAGCUCAUCAGGAGCCGCAAGCAGCUGAAAGAAAUGAAGCUCACACAGUCUGAAGAGUCAGGAGUGAAGGGACUCGGAGGUUUCAGUCCCUCUGGUGAAACCUGCAGGACCAGUGCAGAGCAGAGGGAGGCGGGGCCGACAGGAACUGAGCUUCAGCCCAUCAACAAUAACAGCAACGCCACGCAAAACUUGGAGGAAACGGUGAACCUGAUAACCAACCGACUGAGGGAAAGGAGGACUGAGCUGGGUUUGCCGGACAACAUCAAGGACAUGUCCAAUUUCCAGUUGAGUAUGGAGAAGACCUGCAUGCAGAAGUGUUUGCUGUACUUUGAGGGUCUGCACGGACGCCCAAUCACCCGGCAGCAACGGACUCUGAUGAAGCCGUUCUAUGAUCGGUACCGUCUGCUCAAGCAGCUGCUCUCUUCCGCUUCCACAGCAGCCAUUACAACCAUCGAGGAAGAGGAGGGUUCCGAUGAAGAGCACUUUAAGCAGCAAAGCUCCAGAGAGCGGCCACUUUGGUUAAAAACGCCGAGCUGCAGGUCAUCAGAGGAGCCCCAGUUCACAUCGCCUGCGGAAACGUCCGAGACGCCGGUGGUGUCUCCACUGGAUGAGGGGAAGACUUUCCAUGCACAGAUCAUCACUAUGGCAACACUGCAUGAAGCAUCCAGGCAAGAGUUACUGGAUCACCUCCGGAUGGUUCGAUUGGAGAAGCGACGGCUUCACCAAACCCUCCAACAGUUCGAAGACCGUUUCUACGCACAGACCGGCAGGGUCUGUCAGAAGGAGGACCGUGGACCAAUGGCGGAGGAGUACUGCCAGUACAAGAACCUCAAGGCUAAGCUCCGCCUACUGGAGGCUCUGCUCAGUAAACAAGACUCAACCAAAGCAAGUUGAGUUACUCACAGUGGGACUUUUUUUUUUGUUUCUUUUUUUUUAUUUAGCUCAACACAACUCUUUUUUUUUCCUUUUAAUUGCUUUGAUGCUGAUGGGUCUCAUUUCAUUCCAUGCUUGUAAUGUAAAUGCACUAUACAUGAAGAAGACUGAAUGACCAAAAUCGCUGACACUCUGAAUGAACACGGGGUCUGGAUCUGGUUUUUUUUUCUUUUUUCCCCAUCGUCAACCUUUUAGGACACUUUUUCAUAACCCUGUCUGUCGUAGCCAUUUCAGCACAGUUACCAUGUCAACAAUGAAGCAACCUUAGUUACAUUCAACUAAUUUGUGAAGACUUCAUGCAUAUUAUGGCACUUUACUACUCGCUUCCUUCCCUUAUACCAAAAAGAUUUUCCUUCAUCGUAGUUGAUGUGGAAACUGCGUUAUCAAAGUGCCGUUUUAUGGAGAAAAAAAACAAAACAAAACAAAACAAAAAACUGAAAUAAGCUUCAAUAUAAAUCAGCAAGACAAUCCAGCAGUGUUUGUGCAUGUCGGGGGUUUUUUGUCCUACAUUGUGCUAUGAUAUGCAUUCAUAUUUUCAUAUGUCAUCUAAACUAUGAUCAUCCGAUUUAGAUGUCGAUCUUGAAACAUAUGCAGUGAACGUAGACGUCAUAGUGCAAGUUGAGUUUGAAAUGGACUUUUUUCCCCCCUCUGCCUAUAUGAAGUCGCCUCCUCCCCUCGAAAUGUUCAUGUUGACAAAGAUAUGAGCUUUUGAGAUUGUGCACUUCUGGUUUAUAUAGUUUUCUAUGUAUUUAUAUCCGUCUAUAUAUAGAUAUCUAUAUGAGUGUAUCAAUAAAAAUAAAUAUUUUUUCACAUUUAUUCUGCAAAAAACA
This is a messenger RNA of Poeciliopsis prolifica (blackstripe livebearer), 4046 nucleotides long. Its product is annotated as protein FAM13B-like. Gene Ontology annotation, biological process: signal transduction. Lineage: Eukaryota; Metazoa; Chordata; Actinopteri; Cyprinodontiformes; Poeciliidae. The record is from RefSeq and is a predicted model, not a curated record. The transcript is spliced from 22 exons. The coding region runs from base 244 to 3177 and encodes 977 amino acids.